AUGGCUGGAGAACAACCAUCCGAACAGUCUACGGUCAAGCCUGUGGCAUCAGAGACUGAGAAUAUAGAACGCUUUGCCGAACACGUCAACGAGCGGAAGAGAAAGCGUAAUCUAUGGGGUCAAUACGUGGACGAGCAGUCACGCAGGAAGUGUGAUGGAGAGAAACCUGUUCAUACACCAGAUCUUUCUGUGUCUACCAAGUCGAAGGGAACACAGACUGAUGAUACGCCUUAUGUCAAAGAGCCGGACGUUGAUGGAAGCACAAAAAUGGACGAAAGCACGAAAGUUGAUGGCUCCACUGGAAGUGAUGACAAGGACGUGAAAGAGGAGAGCGUGAAGCUGUCCAGCGAGGGUGGAGACGAAGAUGGGUUCGUCAAGACGCCUUGCGUUGGUGGAGUACCCGAGGAGCAGGAUAAUAUGGACUUGUACGAGCCGUAA
Molecule: messenger RNA, 438 nt
Organism: Alternaria metachromatica
Lineage: Eukaryota; Fungi; Ascomycota; Dothideomycetes; Pleosporales; Pleosporaceae
Exons: 1
Coding region: 1-438 (145 amino acids)
Source: RefSeq, a predicted model, not a curated record